Molecule: messenger RNA, 333 nt
Organism: Helobdella robusta
Lineage: Eukaryota; Metazoa; Annelida; Clitellata; Rhynchobdellida; Glossiphoniidae
Exons: 3
Coding region: 1-333 (110 amino acids)
Source: RefSeq, a predicted model, not a curated record
AUGGGUGAAUUCAUAAGAGGCAUAAAAGAAGAUGAACAAAGAAAAACAAAAAAUAAUAACCUCAACUACAACCACACCAACAACGACAGCAGCAUCAUCAACAACGACAAUGUAACAACACAUGACUAUUCGACAGCAACAACACGUAUAUGGAGAGUUGAAGAUAUGUAUGAUGCGGAUAUUAACCAGAUGAAGAUCAUCGUAUAUACUCUCAUGAUGGUGUUUGGAUUUUUAGCAACAAUAACGACACUAAUAAUAAAAGAAACAAACUACCACAACAACAACAAAAAUAAUAACAAAUAUAAAAAAUAUGAACAUAAAAAACGAAGAUGA